AUGAAGUUCUCUCACAGUCUGCACUUGAACUCUGUGCCGGACUGGUCGCAGCACUAUCUCGACUACCAGCACUUGAAAAAGGUGGUGUAUUCACUGGAGCGAGAGCAGUAUGCGUCGAACGACACCGAGACAGGCGAGCAUGGCGCCACGCUCGAGAGUGAAUCCGAGACGCUGUUGAGCAGUGACCCGAGUGAUUUGGACCGACGAUUCAUAGUCCACCUGGAUGCGGAGCUGCGCAAGAUUGUGGAUUUCUACUGCUGGAAGGAGAAGGAGCUGGGUGAUGAAGUCGAUAUGACGCACGAGCACAUCCGGAUGGCCGAAGAAGACUAUGACGGUGUGUCUGGCGGUGAGUCGGACGCGGAAGCUGCGUUAGAUGAGCCAGAUUCGCAUCGGCGUGCGCCCGUGCGCACGCGCUCUCAUGCUUCGGCGAGCGACCCGGACACCGAGUCCCUGCCGGUGUCUCGCUGGUUUCAUACCUUUGGCAAGAAGGGCUCUUUCCACAAGUCGCGUCGUCACCGCAGUCCGAGCAACUCGAGCUUUGAUACCAACCUGGCCAGCAACGAUGGCAACUCGAUGCGCGGCAUGGCGCCGAAUGUGUGGAUGUCGCAAGACGACUACGCGAUUGAUUUGCGUCUGACGCUGAAGCGCAAGCUCAUUGAAAUAUACACGCUUCUCAACGAGCUGCGCGGCUUUUCUGACCUGAAUCAAACAGGUAUGAAGAAGAUUCUGAAGAAGUACGACAAGAUCACAGGCGGCACCCUCAAGGAUCGCUACAUGGAGCAGGUGGUCAAGGUCAAGUACCCGUUCCAGCCCCAGGCGCAUGCCCUCCUGAUGGAUAGGGUGAAUGAAGUGGUCCAGAUGUAUGCGCGUGUCGCGGCGCGUGGUGAUGAAGAGCUCGCGCAGCAGCAGCUGCGUAUGCAACUGCGCGAGGAAGUCGUGUGGCACCGCAACACCGUGUGGCGUGAGAUGAUCAAUAUCGAGCGCCGUGCACAGGCAGCGACGCUGGAGAAGAGUCUUAUGGGCCGCACGGGGGGCACACUGGGUGAGGAGCCCGAGAUGCCGCGGCUGCUGCGCACGCCGUUCGGCACGUUUGUCGUGCCGUCGUUCUUCACGGUCGGAACGCUGCAGUUGGCGUUGUCUCUUCUCGUGUUUGUGCUACUGCUCAAGGCGCCUGCGCUGCGCAUAUUUGACCGCGUCGAAGUGCAAAACUGCUUCGCCCUGCUGGUGCUGUGCACGAGCUUGUGGGUGACGGAGGUCGUGGAGCUGUUUGUCACGUCGUUGCUCGUGCCUUUCUUGAUCGUGACGCUGCGCGUGGCUCGAGAAGGCGAAGGCGAAGGUCGGCGUCUUUCCGCGCCGGAGACGAGCAAGUGGAUCUUUUCGCAGAUGUUUGCGCCGAACAUUUCGCUGCUCCUGGGUGGCUUCACGCUGGCGGCCGCGCUGUCCAAGUACGGCAUCGACAAGGUCCUGGCCACGCGCGUGCUGCAGUAUGCAGGCAGCCGGCCGAGCGUCGUGCUGCUGGCGCAUAUGCUGGUGGCGUGCUUUGCGAGUAUGUGGAUUUCGAACGUGGCUGCGCCUGUGCUCAUGUUCUCGCUGGUGCAGCCGAUCUUGCGCAACCUGCCGCCCAAGUCGCCGUACGCCACGAGUAUGGUGAUGGGCAUUGCGCUGGCGUCGAAUAUCGGCGGACAGACGUCGCCGAUUGCGUCGCCGCAGAACCUGAUUGCGCUGCAGUACAUGGACAAGCCGCUGGGCUGGGUCCAGUGGUUCGGCAUCACGAUCCCGGUCAGUGGCGUAUCGCUGCUGGCGCUGUGGCUGCUGCUGCUGUGGAGCUUUGGCACCGGAUCCGGCGUGCACAUCAAGCGCAUACCCGAGUCGGACCAUACGUUCACGCUCAAGCAGUGGUUUAUUUCCGGCGUGUGUGUCGGGACGAUCGUGCUUUGGUGUUUCCAGAACCAGAUCCAGGCCAUGGUCGGUGACAUGGCCGUGACGGCGUUGAUUCCCCUCGUGCUCUUCUUCGGCACGGGCAUUCUCACCAAGGAAGACUUUAACAACUUUCUGUGGACGAUCGUGUUCCUGGCGAUGGGCGGCAUUGCGCUCGGAAAGGCUGUGGCGUCGAGCGGCCUGCUUAAGAGCCUCGAUGCGUUUGUGCAGGACAGGGUGAAUGGCCUCCCGCUCUGGGGCAUCAUGCUCAUAUUGGUGGCUGUCGGCCUGGUCGUCGCGACCUUUAUUUCGCACACGAUCGCCGCCGUAUUGCUCGUGCCGAUCGCCGCGCAGAUGGGCGCGAACCUCGCAGACCCACACCCACGCUUGCUGAUCAUGGCCACGACGCUCACGUCCAGCGCCGCCAUGGGUCUGCCCGUGUCGGGCUUCCCGAACAUGACGGCCAUCAACUUGGAGGACGAGGUCGGGCACCACUACGUGUCGGUCAGGACGUUCUUGCGCGUCGGCAUUCCAGCUAGCAUUCUAGCUACGCUGAUUAUCGCCACGCUGGGCUACGUGAUCAUGCUGUUCCUAGGUCUCUAG
Malassezia restricta is the source of this 2520-nucleotide messenger RNA. RefSeq names its product low-affinity vacuolar phosphate transporter. Gene Ontology annotation, biological process: polyphosphate metabolic process; monoatomic anion transmembrane transport; phosphate ion transport. Bases 1 to 2520 code for a protein of 839 amino acids. Gene Ontology annotation, cellular component: membrane. Lineage: Eukaryota; Fungi; Basidiomycota; Malasseziomycetes; Malasseziales; Malasseziaceae. The transcript has a single exon. The record is from RefSeq and is a predicted model, not a curated record. Gene Ontology annotation, molecular function: phosphate transmembrane transporter activity.